UUAGGUGAAGUGUCAAUUCUAAGCUUCAAGCUGGAAAGUUCAAGAAAAUCAUCGGACAUGAAGAAGAAGGUAUUAUUGAUGGGGAAGAGUGGGUCUGGGAAGACCAGCAUGAGAUCCAUCAUCUUUGCCAACUACAUCGCCAGAGAUACAAGAAGACUUGGAGCCACAAUUGAUGUUGAGCACUCACAUGUCAGGUUUCUGGGUAACCUGGUUCUCAACCUUUGGGACUGUGGAGGACAAGAAGCAUUCAUGGAGAACUACUUCACCAGUCAGAAGGACAACAUCUUCCGCAAUGUGGAGGUGCUGAUCUAUGUCUUUGACGUGGAGAGCAGGGAACUGGACAAAGAUAUGCAUUACUACCAGUCUUGUCUGGAGGCCAUCCUGCAGAGGUCGCCCUACGCUAAGAUCUUCUGCCUCAUCCACAAGAUGGACUUGGUGCAAGAGGAUCAGAGGGAACUGAUCUUCAAGGAGAGGGAGGAGGAUCUGAAGAGGUUAUCCAAGCCCCUGGACUGCACCUGUUUCAGGACGUCCAUCUGGGACGAGACCCUCUACCAGGCCUGGUCCUCCAUCGUCUACCUCCUCAUUCCCAACGUCGAACAGCUCAAGACCAACCUCAUCAACUUUGCUGACAUCAUCGAUGCCGAUGAGGUGCUCCUGUUCGAAAGGGCCACUUUCCUUGUAAUCUCACAUUGUCAAAGGAGAGAACACAGAGAUGUACAUAGAUUUGAGAAGAUUAGCAAUAUCAUCAAGCAGUUUAAGCUCAGUUGCAGUAAAUUGGCAGCAUCAUUCCAGAGUAUGGAGGUUAGGAAUUCCAGUUUUGCUGCCUUCAUCGACGUCUUCACUCAGAAUACAUACGUCAUGGUCAUCAUGAGUGACCUGUCAAUACCCCCAGCCACGACCCUGAUCAACAUCAAGAAUGCCAGGAAACAUUUUGAGAAGCUAGAAAGAGUCAACGAGCAUCCAAUGGUCCGCUGAGAGUCACGCACAGAUCUAGGAAAUAACCUUUCACGUCAAGCAAAUACAUCUUCUACAUAAUUGAGAUGGAUGGUGUGUGAACCGUGCAUGAUGACAAUUGCUCGGCAGAUAAGAUUCCGCGUUAACCUAAUUCAAAAUCAAAUUCAACACUGUACCUAACCCUAACCCUAAACAGAGUCUAAAACUUGAAUACAACCCUAAGAAUAUUCCUAUAUCUUCGAUAAUAUUAAGCUGGGAGCGAUUGUUGACGGAGGAAAUUUUGAAACAGUAACCUAAGGUCUGAUGAACCCCCAAAAUAACCCUUCACAUCAAAUAUAUCUGCUGGAGAAUUACAGUCUGUUCCUCUUUUUCCAUUUACUUUAACAUUUAGAAACUUUCCUACUUUUCACAUUACAUCCUGAGCCCUGUUUCAUAAGACUUAUUAUCAAUAACAACUUCCAUUGAUCUUACAGAUUGCUCAUAGCCAAUCAAAUGCCAGGAUUUAAUAGCUUUUAUCAACUCUUUUAAC
This is a messenger RNA of Strongylocentrotus purpuratus (purple sea urchin), 1483 nucleotides long. RefSeq names its product ras-related GTP-binding protein A. NCBI's taxonomy places the organism in Eukaryota, Metazoa, Echinodermata, Echinoidea, Camarodonta, Strongylocentrotidae. Bases 58 to 975 code for a protein of 305 amino acids. Gene Ontology annotation, cellular component: Gtr1-Gtr2 GTPase complex; nucleus; lysosome. Gene Ontology annotation, molecular function: GTPase activity; GTP binding. The transcript has 8 exons. Gene Ontology annotation, biological process: positive regulation of TOR signaling; regulation of autophagy; cellular response to starvation. The record is from RefSeq and is a predicted model, not a curated record.